Molecule: messenger RNA, 3057 nt
Organism: Suncus etruscus (white-toothed pygmy shrew)
Lineage: Eukaryota; Metazoa; Chordata; Mammalia; Eulipotyphla; Soricidae
Gene: TMPRSS15
Product: transmembrane serine protease 15
Exons: 26
Coding region: 1-3057 (1018 amino acids)
Biological process (GO): proteolysis
Cellular component (GO): membrane
Molecular function (GO): protein binding; serine-type endopeptidase activity
Source: RefSeq, a predicted model, not a curated record
AUGGCACCCAGAAGAAACAUGAUAUCAAGGCCUCAUUCGCUCAGUACUUAUGAAGUCAUGUUUGCAGCUCUCUUCACUAUACUUAUGGUGGUCUGUGUUGGAUUAAUUAUAGUUUCUUGUUUAGUAAUCAAGGCUUCAGAAAGAGACACAGAGAUCGGAAAAGGUUAUGAAACAAGAGGGACAUUCAAAAUAAUUUCCGGAGCUACAUAUCAUCCAAGUCUGCAAGACAAGAACUCAGUGGAUUUCAAAGUCCUUUCCUUUGAUCUUCAGGAAAUGAUAAAUGAUAUCCUUCAAUCAAGUAAGCUGCAAAAUGAGUAUAGAAAUUCAAGAAUUUUACAAUUUAGAAAUGGCAGUGUUAUAGUCAUAUUCAACCUUUUCUUCACCCAGUGGGUAGCAAAUGAAAAUGUAAAAGAAGAACUGAUUCAAGGCAUUGAAGCAAAUAAAUCCAGUCAACUGAUCACCUUCCAUAUUGAUUUGAACAGUAUUGAGAUCACAGUAAACCUGAGCACCAGCAGGCAUACUUCAAAACCUGGAAAUAUUUCGAUAGAGUGCCCACCUGGUUCAAGACUUUGUUCUGGUACUCAGAAGUGCAUAGCAGUUGACCAGUUUUGCAAUGGAGAGUUAAACUGCCCAAAUGGUUCAGAUGAAGACAAUAAACUCUGUGCCACUGUUUGUGAUGGAAGAUUUUUGUUGACUGGAUCCUCAGGAUCAUUUCAGGCUGACCAUUAUCCAAAGCCUUCCACAUCAAGUGUGGCUUGCCAGUGGAUUAUUCGUGUAAACCAAGGACUUUCUGUUGCACUGAAAUUCAAUUCUUUUAAUACACAUUAUACUGAUAUAUUAGAUAUUUAUGAAGGUGUGGGUUCAAACAAGAUUUUAAGAGCUUCUCUCUCGGAAAAGAAUCCUGGUACAAUCAGAAUAUUUUCCAAUGAAGUAACUGCCCUCUUUAAUAUACAAUCUGAUGAAAAUGAGUAUGUUGGAUUUAAUGUUACAUACACUGCAUUUAACAGCAGCGAUCUUAAUAACUAUGAGAAAAUUAAUUGUAAUUUUGAAGAUGGCUUUUGUUUCUGGAUCCAGGAUCUAAAUGAUGAUAAUGAGUGGGAAAGGAUUCAAGGCCACACCUUUCCUCCAACAACUGGACCAAAUUUUGACCAUACUUUUGGCAACAUUUCAGGAUAUUACAUUUCCACCCCAACUGGACCAGGAGGGAGAAGAGAAAGAGUAGCACUUCUUAGUCUCCCUUUAGAGCCUACUUCAGAGCCAGUCUGCCUUAGCUUCUGGUAUUGUAUGUUUGGUAUUAAUGUAUAUAAAUUAAGUAUUAAUAUCAGCAAUGACCGAAACUUGGAGAAGACUAUUUUUCAAAAGGAAGGAAAUUAUGGAGAAAAUUGGAAUUAUGGACAAGUAACAUUAAAUGAAACAGUGAAAUUUAAGCUUUCAAUUAAUGCUAUUAAAAACCAAAUUCUGAGUGAUAUAGCAUUGGAUGACAUUAGUCUAACUCAUGGAAUUUGCAAUAUGAGUCUCUAUCCAGAACCAACCUUGGUCCCAACUCCUCCACCAGAGCUGCCUACGGACUGUGGAGGACCUUUUGAAUUAUGGGAGCCAAAUACAACAUUCACUUCUACAAAUUUUCCAAAUAACUAUCCUAAUAAGGCUUUCUGCAUAUGGAAUUUAAAUGCACAAAAGGGAAAGAAUAUACAACUUCAUUUUGAAGAAUUUGAAUUGGAAGAUAUUGCAGAUGUGGUUGAAAUCAGAGAUGGUCAAGGAAAUGACUCCUUGCUUUUAGCUGUGUACACAGGGCCUGGGCCAGUAAAGGAUGUGUUUUCAACUUCCAACGAAAUGACUGUGAUUUUCAUCUCUGAUAGUGAAUUGACAAAGAAAGGAUUUAAAGCCAAUUUCACUACUGGCUAUCACUUGGGGAUUCCAGAGCCUUGCAAGGAAGACAGUUUUCAGUGUAAGGAUGGAGACUGUAUUCCACUGGCCAAUCUCUGUGACAGUUCUCCACACUGUAAGGAUGGCUCAGACGAAGAGCACUGUGUGCGUCUUUACAAUGGCACCAGGAACAAGGGAUUAGUGCAAUUCAGAAUGAAGAAUAUGUGGCAUACAGCUUGUGCUGAGAACUGGACCACUCAGAUUUCAAAUAAUGUUUGUGAGCUAUUGGGACUAGGAAAUGAAAACUCAUCAAUGCCAGUCAAGUCUACUGAAGAUGGACCAUACAUAAAAUUAGGCAUAUCACCUAAUGGAAGUCUAAUACUAACACCAAGUACACAGUGUUCACAGGAUUCACUGAUUCUAUUAUACUGUAACCAUAAACCUUGUGGGAAAAAACUGGUGACUCAAGAAACUACUCCAAAGAUUGUUGGAGGAAAUGAUGCCAAAGAAGGAGCUUGGCCCUGGCUUGUUGCUCUGUAUUAUAACAACAAACUGCUUUGUGGUGCUUCUCUCAUCAGCAGUGAAUGGCUAGUGUCUGCUGCCCACUGUCUAUAUGGGAGAAAUUUGAAGCCAACUAUGUGGAAAGCAAUCCUGGGACUACAUAAGUCAUCAAAUCAAACCUCUCCUCAAGUAGUAACUCUGCUGAUUGACCAAAUUGUCAUCAACCCACACUAUAAUAAACGAACAAAGGACAGUGACAUUGCAAUGAUGCAUCUUGAAUAUAAAGUGAAUUACACAGACUAUAUACAACCUAUUUGUUUGCCAGAUAUAAAUAAUGUUUUUCUACCAGGAAUAAAUUGUUCCAUUGCUGGCUGGGGUAUGAUUGUAAAUCAAGGUCCUACAGCAAGCAUAUUGCAAGAAGCUAAUGUUCCACUUCUAUCAAAUGAAAAAUGCAAACAACAGAUGCCAGAAUACAGCAUUACAGAAAACAUGGUAUGUGCAGGCUAUGAAGAAGGAGGAACAGAUUCUUGUAAGGGAGAUUCUGGAGGACCAUUAAUGUGUCAAGAGAACAACAGGUGGUUCCUGGCUGGUGUGACAUCAUUUGGAUACCAGUGUGGGCUUCCUAAUCGUCCAGGGGUGUAUGUUCGUGUCUCAAGGUUCACAGAAUGGAUACAAAGUUUUCUACAUUAA